UGUCAUGGGACAGCUCAAAUUCAAUACGUCGGAGGAACACCAUGCUGACAUGUACAGAAGUGACUUACCCAAUCCUGACACACUCUCAGCCGAGCUUCAUUGUUGGAGAAUCAAGUGGAAACACAGAGGGAAAGAUAUAGAGCUUCCAUCCACCAUUUAUGAAGCCCUCCAUCUGCCUGACAUCAAGUUUUUUCCUAAUGUUUAUGCUUUGUUGAAGGUCUUAUGCAUUCUUCCUGUGAUGAAGGUUGAGAAUGAACGCUAUGAAAAUGGACGAAAGCAUCUCAAAGCAUACCUGAGGAACACUUUGACAGACCAAAGGUCAAGUAACUUGGCUUUGCUUAACAUAAAUUUUGAUAUAAAACAUGAUCUGGAUUUGAUGGUGGACACAUAUAUCAAACUCUAUACAACUAAGUCAGAGCUUCCCACAGGUAAUUCAGAAACCAUUGAAAAUACUUGAGACUUUUAAAAUAGGUUUUCUCUUAUAUUUGGAGGAAGAGCUGUGAGGUGUAUGUAGGCUGCUUAAUCACUGACUAUCUUUGCCUAUAGGUCUCCCAUUGAAUACAUUUGUCAUUAAUAAUCUACCUA
Messenger RNA from Choloepus didactylus (southern two-toed sloth), 585 nucleotides. RefSeq names its product 52 kDa repressor of the inhibitor of the protein kinase-like. Gene Ontology annotation, molecular function: protein dimerization activity. The record is from RefSeq and is a predicted model, not a curated record. The transcript has a single exon. Bases 5 to 457 code for a protein of 150 amino acids. Lineage: Eukaryota; Metazoa; Chordata; Mammalia; Pilosa; Megalonychidae.